This is a messenger RNA of Acinonyx jubatus (cheetah), 2006 nucleotides long. RefSeq names its product HDGF like 3 (gene HDGFL3). NCBI's taxonomy places the organism in Eukaryota, Metazoa, Chordata, Mammalia, Carnivora, Felidae. The record is from RefSeq and is a predicted model, not a curated record. Gene Ontology annotation, molecular function: double-stranded DNA binding; transcription coregulator activity. Gene Ontology annotation, biological process: regulation of transcription by RNA polymerase II. Bases 189 to 800 code for a protein of 203 amino acids. Gene Ontology annotation, cellular component: nucleus. The transcript is spliced from 6 exons.
CUGCUGCGCCCCCCGCCCACCCCUCGCCUCAGCCGCCGCCUCGCCGCUUCCCCUCGUCGGAGCGGCCGCUCGUCCGCCCGCCCGCUCGAGGCCCGCGGGGAGCGCGGCGCAGUCCGUCGGCCCGCGGGGGGGCGGCCUCCCGGCAUCUUCGCGGCGACCAAGGACGACCGGGGGAGGAAGCGGCCGGGAUGGCGCGUCCGCGGCCCCGCGAGUACAAGGCGGGCGACCUGGUCUUCGCCAAGAUGAAGGGCUACCCGCACUGGCCGGCCCGGAUUGAUGAACUCCCAGAGGGAGCUGUGAAGCCUCCAGCAAACAAAUAUCCUAUCUUCUUUUUUGGCACCCACGAAACUGCAUUUUUAGGUCCCAAAGACCUUUUUCCAUAUAAGGAAUACAAAGACAAGUUUGGAAAGUCAAACAAACGGAAAGGAUUUAAUGAAGGAUUGUGGGAAAUAGAGAAUAACCCAGGAGUGAAGUUCACUGGAUACCAGGCAAUUCAGCAACAGAGCUCCUCGGAAACGGAGGGAGAAGGUGGAAAUACUGCAGAUGCGAGCAGUGAGGAGGAAGGGGAUAGAGUGGAAGAGGAUGGAAAAGGCAAAAGAAAGAAUGAAAAAGCGGGCUCUAAACGGAAAAAGUCCUACACUUCGAAGAAAUCCUCUAAACAGUCCCGGAAGUCUCCAGGAGAUGAAGAUGACAAGGACUGCAAAGAAGAGGAGAACAAAAGCAGCUCCGAGGGUGGAGACGCCGGCAACGACACAAGAAACACAACUUCAGACUUGCAGAAAACCAGUGAAGGGACCUAACUACCAUAACGAAUGCUGCAUAUUAAGAGAAACCACAAGAAGGUUAUACAUUUGGUUGUCUAAUAAUCUUGGAUUUGAUAUGAACCAACACAUACUCCUUGUUGUCAUUGACAGAACCCCAGUUUGUAUGUACAUUAUUCACACUCCUCUCUGUUGUGUUUGGGGGAAAAAAAGACAUUUUAGCCUUUUUUAAGGUUAUUUAAUUUCAUGUUAUUUGGUUGCAUGAAGUUGCCCUUAACCACUAAGGAUUAUCAAGAUUUUUGCACAAACUUCUACAUGUCUAGGAUCCUUUUAUCAAGGUGGCUGUGUUCACCAUUCUCCUGCCUUGACUCCACUAUCACCAGAGGCUCAGUUAAAGAUAAAUUAGCAUUUUCUUAAAACGACCACUCCACAUAAUGCUUAAGGGAUUUCUUCUCUGUGACAGAACCCAGGAACCGGUUCCUAAACACAUAACGUUGGCAUAUUGAAGAUAAAAUUGAAAUUGUCCUUCAGUUUUGAGGCCAUGUGUAAAGUUUAACCAUAUUGUAAAAUAUCUAUUCCGUAUUAGAAAUAGCUAGUCAACAGCUUAUACUUCUCAAAACUCAUACUGUUAUGUACACAAACUCAGUUUUUAUAUGUGAAGUUAGUGAGUCCUUUUGUGUUAUUCCAAAAUAAAGGCAAUGAUUUAUUUUUUCCCAAUGCCAAUACAAUUUGAGCUAAUCACUCAAGGUGGAUACUUUACAUUUUAAAUGUACUGGAAUCAGCAGUAGCCCUAUGGGAAACCAGACAAAGCAUUGACUUUUAAAUGAACCAUUGUUUUCUUUUGGAGCUAGAGUUAGAAUAGUUGAUACUCAUCCACAAACCAUUAUUACGUGUACAUUAUUGUUGCUAUUGUGAUAAUAGAGAAUUUUAUUUAUUUUUCUGCCAGCUUAUAUUGUGAGAGCUCAUUUGGUCAGUUUGGGUUUCACCAAUCCUGUUAUGCUUGUCCUUGGACCAUCUUUCGCGUAUUCGAGGUUUGUAGUUGAAAAGUUUACUGUAAAAAAAAAAAUCAAAAACAAAAAAAUGUAUUGUUUUUACAGAAUAAAUUUAUUGGAAUGUGUACUGGGAGUAAGAUUUGAGGUUGUAAACAACUAAGUUAGUGUAAUUUGGCUUUAUAUAUGUAAUGUGAGGUAUUAAUGUAAUUCGUAUAUUAAAGCAAAAAUUGUUAACAGCAAGUUGACAAGAGAA